AUGAUUGGGGAGGAGCCUAGACCGAGUGACCCCACGCUGCAGGAAGAUUGGGACGAGCGCUCCUCGGCUGGCUACUAUUUGAUGUCGCAGAGUUUGGAGCUGAACCAGCGUCACCACGUCAUGCACCUGCUGCCGGAGGUUGAAUGCGGUCCGAAGGCGUGGACCGUGUUGAAGGAGCUGCACGCCCCGACCUCCGUUGUCGCAACGUUGAUGCUGGAGAGGGAGCUGUCCGCGUUGCGCCUGAGCGAGGGAGAGCCGGUGCAACCAGUCCUGGACAAGAUGCGCGACCUCUACGCGAAGUUGGCGACCGCGGGAAUCACCUACCCGGAGCAGACCAAGUGCUUGAAGAUGCUCUCGCUGCUGCCAGAAUCGUGGCUUCAAUUUACGAGCGGAUUGAGCCUGCCGCAGAACCAGAGCUUGUGGACGCUCGAGUGGGUGCGGACGAAGAUUCUGGAGGAGAACUUCCGUCGCCGCCAACUGAGGGGUGGAGACGACGGCAGCAGCGGCUACGAUAUGCAAGGGAGCCGACGUGGCAGAGGACGUGGCUUCGGUGGUGCUGGACGCGGUGCAAAGAAAGACGACGACUCCAACGACCAACAAGGAGGUACCGGUUGGGGUCGCGGUGCGAAAUCUGGACGUGGGGGCAAGUCGGGUGCUGGUGGCAAAAUGAAAGGGAGUUGCUGGUAUUGUGAGAAGGAAGGGCACCCCUGGUUUUUGUGCUAUAAGAAACCCGAUGGAUGGACCCCCCAGAAUCGUCACCAGGAUGGCGGUGCGCGGAGGAACCAGAAAAACGGCGCCAACAUGGUCGCUGAUUCGUCCGACAACAACCCGAAGGGCAACGGCGGUGCGGAGAAGAAGAAGGAGCGCACCGCGGGCCAAUUCUUCCAUGUGGGAGACAAGGGGGAGCAAGGAGACGCCUCUGCCAAAGUUGGAGCAGAGCUGCACCCCCUAGACUAUUGGGUGUUGGACACAGGCGCUGCUUGGACGAUGACGCCGCGCAAGGACCUGCUGGACGAAGUACGAGCUGCACCGAUCAAUGAAGUGUGCUCCGCCUCUGGACACAUGUUGAAGGUGGCUGGUGCGGGACGAGCUGCGUUUAAGGGAGCGGAUGGCAAGCCGGUGGUGCUGCACGACGUUCUCUUCGUCCCCGACCUGAAGGCCAACCUUAUCUCCCUCCGUAAGCUUGGCAAGGCUGGGGUGAACACCAACACGGAUGGGGCACGCACUUAUAAGGGGAAGCUGGGCAAUCGGGUGCUUUGGGAUCUGCACGAGAGCAAGGACGUGUACAGAUCUAUGUGGGCACUGCCGGCCCUGGCGUGGCAUGGUGGGGGGCAGGCUGGAGAGGGGUCUGCAUCCCAGGGGGAGUGCAAUGCCGUUGGAGGGGUUGGUGUGAAAGUGUCGGCCAGAUCUGGGGAGACAGAUUGGGCAACGGCACACCGGCGCUUAGGGCAUGUGGCAAUGCCUUUGCUGAAGCAGCUGGAGAAGGAUGGAGCCGUUAAGGGUCUGAAGCUGAACGGACAGCCACCUCGAUUGCAACUGUGA
Molecule: messenger RNA, 1542 nt
Organism: Closterium sp. Yama58-4
Lineage: Eukaryota; Viridiplantae; Streptophyta; Zygnematophyceae; Desmidiales; Closteriaceae
Source: the annotation of a GenBank genome assembly